GCCUAAUGCGUGGAUGAUGAGUUAAGAAUAUCAUUUUUUGUUUUUCGGUGAAAGUUGUGUUAUAACGUAUAGUAAGAGGCUUGAAAAUGAAUGUCUGAAUAAUUGAAAUAAUAAAACGUAACGCCUCAGGGGAAAUCCUGACGUUUGAUUUGUUGAACGCUGACAGGUAGACGUAAAAUGGUGACAUUGAAAUAAGUUAAUAAUUUUUAUAAUAUAUUUUAGUCGUCUAACUAACCGAGGGGUAUAAUCAUAUAUCUGUGUUUAUGAAAGCGAGGAAAAUAGUCGUGUUUUGGAUCAUUACGCUUAAUCUGUAAAGUUUUGCAGUUCAUUUGUAGGAAAAUCUUUGAUUGGCCAGACGAACGAAUUCACGUGGAAAGGAAAACAUGCAGACGAUUUAGUUCCUAGCGCGCGUCCAACGAAGCAGAAGAUUCUUGUGUCAGUAAAUAAAGAACAGAUUGGAUGUAUCAUUCCCUUCAUUGAACAGAGUAAAUAAACAUGAAAACAUGUUAAGGCUUAUAAUUAUGUUCCAAUUUGUGCAAUAAUUUUUUGGGAUAAAAAUUCGAAAUGGUGAAGAGAGGAUUUAGAAAUAGUUUUUCAUGUAUGCGGAAUUAUUUGACGUUGAAAUCUUUAUUAACAUUCUGUCGGCUGACUUGCAUAAUAAAUUUGGUGAUUCUAUGGCCACAGACGGUUGUUGCACAGUGCCCGGAUGUAGAGACGUUGAAGAGCGAUGCCGAGGCGUGUUUUCGACCUUACAGUACACAGAAACUCUACCUUGACCGUAAUGACCAAAAACUGUUUUCCGGUAUAGAUAUUGAAAUACUCCGAGCUUAUUGCAGUUCCUACUUAAAAGCGAUGCAGUGCGUAUCUAAGUUACUGAAGGACUGUCCACAGUCCUCACAAAAGCAAGUUGAAGAGGCUAUAGUCAACUAUAAUGGUAUACAAGAAGAGCUUACAGAUCUGUGUACUACACAAAGAUUAUAUGAACUUUACGCACAAUACAUGACAUGUUAUUCCACGAGAGGCCAGAAAUCAGAAUGGUGUUACAAAAGCAAGCUAAACAAUACCGUUCCCAAUAUAUAUACCCAACCCACAGAACAAUUCUGUAGACGAGUUCAAGAAGCAACAUUUUGUAUAGAAAACAAUAUACGACAAGGGUGUGGCGAGCAAGCUAAGGAACUCGUGCAUCUGCUCGUGACGCCUACAAUUAGUGGCAGCGCACAAUGUAAAUACAAUAUUGUAGAGGAGAAGACUCCUCAAACAAUGAAAACAGUUGACAGUGGUGGAGGUGGUGCAAGUAAGCCAAGUGAACGAGCAACAUCAUCACAAUCUAAUAAUAGUCAUUCGUCUGCUGCAAACUGUUCAGCAAACUAUAUUUUAUUAUCGAUUUCAUUAUAUUUGUCAUGUUUAGCUCAUUUGUUUAAACCUCGGGGACUUUCAUGAUAUUGUUUGUAGCUUGUAAAUGUUUCAAUUGUAUAUUUUCAUUUGCUAGAAGUUUCUCAGAAAUGAUCGAAUUAUUCAUAAACAGGCUCCAUGGUCAUAAAUCUGAGUCUGAAGACCAGUCGCAGAAUGCAGCCUUGUCAUUGGUCAAUUUCAAAAUUCUGCUCAAAAUCGUCCAAUCAGAGGCUAGAGUUUUUAGACUGGUGUCCACACUAGUUUUAUAACCUUGGAGCCACAUCUGCCAUUGAAUAUUAUGUGCAGAAAGGAAUAGGGGCAUAUAACACACUCAGAUAUUUGUGAUUUUCUUCAUGAUGUCGACCAUUUAGUGCCAUCUUUUUAUUGUUCAUUUGUUGGAUUUAAAGAAUGUUUUCACACAAGUGGAAGAAAUGGCUAUACAUUGAUCUUACUUUUAUUUCUAUAACCAUUAUUUUAAGAAAAAACUUUUUGAAUGGUCAAAUAAUUUCGCUAAAUUCUACCCUAUUCUAUCAACACGUAUAACUGAGGAUAUGUUUACGUUGACAUAUACGAGUGUGUUUAUAAAUAUGGUCACCAAUUUCUUUGACCAACACACUUAAGAAAGCCUGUGCCUUUUUUUAUUAUAAAGCUUUAACUGGAACUAUUAAAGACUUUUUUUCCAAAGGUCUUUUUUAUUCCAAAAGAAGGGAAAUUGUUAACUUUUCUAUGUUUCUCUAAAUGCACAAAGUACUAACAGUUAAUAUUGUAUUUACUCAAAUUUCUCAAAUUAACUUAUGCACAACUUUUUUUUAAUCAAACAUUUCUAUGUGUUCAGCUAGUCACUGUUGCAUUGUUAUUUCUGUUCUUAAUUAUCAUUCUCGUCAUAUUUUUGUAUUCAGCACCAGUUAUUUAAGGGCGUUUGGGGUUUUAUUUGCUAUUUUUAUUGUUAAAGGGACUGACCUCCAGAUCUUACAACAAAGAAAAAGGAAAAAUUUAAGAUAUUGGGAAAUUAUUGCUAUAUUUCGUAAGAAGGACUUGAAACUUAGAUGCUGACAGAUUAUUUAUUAUGGAAACAUGUAAGAACAAGUUGUUUAUCCUAAUUUUUCCAUUGAAAAUUGAAAAGCAUUUCUCCUGGGUGUAACCAAAGGUAAACUGCCUUAGUUAUUAAGCUUUAUAUAAUAAUCACUAAGCACCAAUUCCUGUGGUAUAUUACAAGACAGGGAAGUUUUACUGCUGAGGCAACCCGGCUUCAAUUCCCGAUUCAGACAGGAAUAUUUUCCUAGAUUUAGCAUUUUGAAAAAUAGCUUAGAAACAGAAACUCAUUUUCUC
This is a messenger RNA of Mercenaria mercenaria, 2721 nucleotides long. RefSeq lists its product as uncharacterized. The transcript has 6 exons. The record is from RefSeq and is a predicted model, not a curated record. Lineage: Eukaryota; Metazoa; Mollusca; Bivalvia; Venerida; Veneridae. Bases 565 to 1440 code for a protein of 291 amino acids.